Uloborus diversus is the source of this 1154-nucleotide messenger RNA. RefSeq lists its product as uncharacterized. The record is from RefSeq and is a predicted model, not a curated record. Bases 71 to 889 code for a protein of 272 amino acids. Lineage: Eukaryota; Metazoa; Arthropoda; Arachnida; Araneae; Uloboridae. The transcript has 7 exons.
UUCGAGAUCACGUUUAUGCAGUUUAUUCAUUGUAGUGGAUGAAGAAAUUUUGGGAAGUACUUCAACAACUAUGUCUAGAAAAAUUACAAGAAAAAAAUUUGGUCAAGUAAGGGAAUCUAAGUGGUCCAGUAGAGAGCUUAUUGAUUUUGCAAAAGCUAUGCAACGCUAUGGAUCUUCGGACGUCAAAAAUAUUGCUGAAGCCAUAGGAACGAAAACUCAGAAUGAUGUUAAGAAUUUUAUUCAUGUAAAGAUAAUGAGUGCUCGUAGAAGGUUUGCAAAAAGUUUGCCCUUCUGCAGUUCUAAUCCUCGUAGAGCAAAGUUCUUAAGCCUGAAAUUUAAAAAAUUUAUCUCAAAGUGGAGGAAGUUGGUUCACAAUGUAAUUGAUCCUCCAUUCAGAUCUCAGGACUACAGUACAAGAGUAAUGUCAAACCUGAUUCAAAGUUUUUUCGAAGAUGAAAAAGAACCUUCUAACCGUCAAGUUGUUAAUACUAAAGAAAUCUACAGGUAUAUUUUAAAUUGUUUCAAAGGAGGAAUACCUACACAACUGCCACCAAUGGAAAGUUAUGUUGUAAUGAAAUUAUUUGAAGAAUUAAGGGAAAUAACGACUCAAGCUACUUUCUCAGAAGAGCAGGAUUGGUUACGAGCUUAUGAUAAUAAAAUUGUGUUUGUUCCUACGGAUUUUGUGAUGGAACCUCCUGUAACAACACUGCCAAGUGGUGUUCAGAAGCAUACUCGUUUUAGAGGAAAGCCCAUUCGAGUGCCCGACAGCUUCUUGACACUUAUACAGGAACAUAAAAAGUUACUUCAAAGUUUCAACCCACUAGUAGUUCCUGUAUGGUUCUUGGCAAAAGAGAGAGAAGUUCUAGCCAAUAAAUUAAAGUCUGGUUGAUUUAUUCCUAAAGUACACAUUCAUCAUCAUCAUAUCUAUAUUGUGACGAGAAAAGUUCAUUUUCAGUUCUUAAAUUUUUCUCUUUUGUAAUUAUUUUUUGAAUAAUAAAGAAGUACUCAUUUUGUUACAUUGUGCAUGUAUGAGAAUACAGUAAAACCCCUUGUAUGCGGACACUAACGGGGCAAAUUUUUUUUUGUUCCCAAUAGAGGGGGUGUCUGCAGGACAGGCGUUAAUAAUGUUAUUUGUCUUGGAAUCAGGGAAUUAA